This is a messenger RNA of Aspergillus sclerotioniger CBS 115572, 1446 nucleotides long. RefSeq lists its product as uncharacterized. Bases 1 to 1446 code for a protein of 481 amino acids. The record is from RefSeq and is a predicted model, not a curated record. Lineage: Eukaryota; Fungi; Ascomycota; Eurotiomycetes; Eurotiales; Aspergillaceae. The transcript has 3 exons.
AUGUCUCGCUCUCUUUACGCCAGCAAGAAAUGGGCCUUUUGUUUCUUUUGUCUCUUCUGGCUCUAUUCCUUCCAGGCCGUGUUCGCAGCUCCUCAUAAGGCCGAAGACCAUCACAAGUCCCAUCAUGUGGCGCAUCCUGCCCGCUCGUCCACCCCGAAAAACCCCUUCAAAACCCCGUUCGAUACGGACAGCAGUGAUGAAGACAUAACCCCGGCUGAUGAUGGCCCUACCUCUGACAGAAGCCCUGGUCUCGGUAUUGAAUUUGAAGCAAGCAGUUUGGAACUGGAAUGUAAGGUAUGCAAAGCUGCAGACACAUUUUCCUCCAAGGGUAAAGAGAUCAGCGGGCAUACCAAUAAAUACUGGAGCCUUACAGUGGACACUACUACUAACAGCGCAGGACGGGUAAAGGGGGAGUAUAUCCUCAAUGGCAAGGAGAUCAAACUCGGGGCAGGAACCGCGGUUACCGCCGCUGAGAAUGUUGAGAAAGACCUUGUCAAGUGGAACCAGUAUGCCACGAUGCCGGGAAAUUCUUUUAGCCUACUGGAUCCUGUGAACAACGAGUGCAAGACAUGGAAGGUCACGGAACCUCCAAGACGCGAUGCCUACAAACAAUUGCGAUGGCAGGUGCAAGCUACAGCACCUAUGCCUCUUUCCGGGAUUAACGCUCUGAUGGAACGUGCCAAAACGUCUCUGGUUCUAAACGAUCCCCUGCUUCCCAGCACGAAGAGCUUCUUGGAACCUCUGGUCUGGGUGAACUCGGAAUUCUUUCAAAAUUCACCACAGGGUAAUACACCGACCGGGGUCAACAAGGAUACGUUAGGCUUUUUCUCCCUCAUCCUAUCGUAUGUGAAGCCAAAUAUGCACAUCAGUGAUGCGAAAAUCGCCUUCAAACCCCGAAGCCCCAUUAUGCCUCGCACGGAUUUCGUGACCAUGUACAAUGAUGUGAAGUCCAACAUCAAAGGGACCGAUCUCUAUGGGCUGGUCCUGACCCUCCUUUGUUUUCAAAACUAUGAGGAGUAUAUCGACCUCAAAGAGCCCAAGCUCCGAUCCGAGGCAAUUCCGAAAUUGACCUUCGAAAUCGAGGGUGAUAGCCGAUUGUCCGGAUUCCCGGCCAAAACGUCCUUCACGGUGCAAGAAUGGAUGGAAGGUCUUCAAGGCACCGGUGCGAUGACCAAGAAAGUCAACCAAGCACUCAACAAGGCCGACCCAAAGUCCAAGCGGAAGGACACGGAUCCAGUCAACUUGGUGGCGGUCUUCGAUCGGUGGUAUGAUGGCCAGAUCGGCGCCUACGGUUCCGCUGUGGAACAUGUUUAUGGCAACGAUAAACAACUCGCGCCAUUAUUCGAGUUUCGAAACCUGGGGGGGCUCAAGUACGACGAGUUCAAGACGAGGGUUUCGAAGAUCGAGCAGAGGGUUAUCUAUUACCACAAGAACCAUGGCAGUUGA